AUGCAGUGGGAUGUCACUGUCAGUGUACGCCUAGCCAUCCCGCCCAUAGGAAGCACUACGACCUACCUAUACGGAAUCGAAUAUGACGAUGCGGCAAGAGGGAAGCACGAGGGGGUGUAUGAGGGAAAGCAGCUGUUUGAGCCGCGGCAGAAGGGGAAAGGGGCGGGGGCGUUCCUCCUUAGUCCGAAAGACCUAAGGAGGGGGUCUACGUUCGCCGAGGCGCUAUCGGAGCGGUAUGGUGUGGACAUACCGGGUAGCCCGAGAGUGGUCAAGCCGGCGGAAGGGGAGAAGGCGGUGGUAGGGGAGAAGGGCAUCACGUUGGGCUCAACGGGGAUCGUUGUUCAGGCGCCAGGGAUCGAGGAGGUGCAGAAGCGUCUGGGGAAGCUGGGGAGAUUGCAGAGUAUAGGGCUGGAAGGGUACAAUGUGUGUAAGCUGGGUGGGAACGAUGAGACCAAGGCUUUCUUGAGGGAGAACCUGACGUCACUGACGACACUCGACGUGUCCAAUAACCUCCUGACGUUCUGGUCAGAUGUCGCCGAUAUAGUCUCUUGUAUCCCCUCGUUGCGCAAGAUCGUUCUGAACAACUCGCGUAUAGAGCGGCUUACCCGACGCCCACAUGAUCUGGGAAAGGAGGCAGAGAUACGCGAAGCGCUAAGGAAUAUCCGGGAAAUGGAGAUCUGUAACUCGUACUUGUCCUGGUCCGAUGUCAUGGUCAUUGCGCCCUUCCUCCUGCAUCUCCAGAGGCUCGACCUGGUCGAUAACGCCCCUCUAAGUACACUGGAGCCAAUGCGGUCCGAUCAUGGCGUUCCCGUCCUGCUCGAGCUGAGAUACCUGAACCUGUCAGGUUGUGCGAUAGCGGAUUGGGCAGCUCUCAUGGGGAGUUUGAUACCGCUCAAGAAACUCGAGACGCUCGAUGUCUCCAACACCCCUCUCCAAUACAUCCCACCCCCUCCACCAUCGCACGCAACCGUCAAUUUACCUCAUCUCAUCCUUCUAUCAUCUCCGAUCCUCGAUUGGACCUCCAUCGACGCCUUACAUCAAUGGACAGGCGAAAACCUCACCUCUCUCAAAUUCUCCCUCUCUCCUCCGUCCAAGUCCGAACACGACGCACCCGCAGACGAUGCUGGUCCAGCACGACGUCUCUCGGGGGACCAAGCGGCGGACCGCUCCAUCCUCAUCGCCAAGCUCCCAGCACUCGAGAUGCUCAACUCUUCGCCGGUCAAGUCGGCGGAAAGGCGCGAUGCCGAGAUGGGUUAUAUCAACAUGGUGGACCGGCUCGUCGCCGCAGGGAAGGGCAAGAAGGAGGACUGGGCGCGAUAUGACGAGUUGAAGCGGAUACAUGGGGUUGAUAGCGCGCCGGCGCAGGUAGUAGACCUCAAGAAGAGUCAUCUUCGAUCAAGGCUCUACGGAACUUUCGAGCUCGCCACUACCAUCUCCGUUCUCCCUGCUUCCCCGAUGGCCCUGCUCCGAAAGAAGAUACAUCGUGCGCUCAAGCUGGAUGCUAGCCAGCAAGUGGGGAUAUGGACUGUCAGUGAUAAGUUUGACGAAGGGGUUAGGGGGAUGGCGGUUGAGGUGCCGGAUGGAGAGACGGUCGGGUGGUGGUUUGGGGACGGGGAUGAGAUUAUUGCGCAGAUUUAG
Dioszegia hungarica is the source of this 1638-nucleotide messenger RNA. RefSeq lists its product as uncharacterized. Bases 1 to 1638 code for a protein of 545 amino acids. NCBI's taxonomy places the organism in Eukaryota, Fungi, Basidiomycota, Tremellomycetes, Tremellales, Bulleribasidiaceae. The record is from RefSeq and is a predicted model, not a curated record. The transcript is spliced from 6 exons.